This is a messenger RNA of Chiloscyllium plagiosum (whitespotted bambooshark), 1068 nucleotides long. The record is from RefSeq and is a predicted model, not a curated record. Lineage: Eukaryota; Metazoa; Chordata; Chondrichthyes; Orectolobiformes; Hemiscylliidae.
UCUCUUUUCCAGGUCCUGGAUUGUCUCAAGGCUGCUUUGUGUGACUGGGGUUCAAAGUGCAACUCUGAUCGACCGGAAGGGAAGUUUCACCAGGCGUUACCCGAGCACCUGGUCUGUAACCUGAUUCAACCGACAGAGAGGAUUGACCCUGAUGAGAGAGAGGAUAUCCGGAUAUCAGCCAAACUGUUCAUCUGUCAAUCUGACUUAAGGACUGUUAAGGAGGCGGUGAUGUGUGCCUGCUCGGAGCUCGGGGUCAGUCAGCUGGAUUCGGUCAUUCUCUCAGUUGUGGCCCUGUCGGAGGAGAACCGGCCAACUCUGGAGGACCUGAUGCCUUACUGGAAGGAACUGGAGGUCUUGGUCCAAGGGCAGAAGGUUGCAUCCAUCGGAGUCUCAGACUUGGACCGGGAAGUGCUGGAGGCCUUGUGCCAACACGCUCAGGUACAACCCAGCAGUAAUCAGGUGAACCUGGCCUCUUGCUGUGUAAUACCACCUGACCUGGCUGCCUUCGCCAAAGACAAUAAUAUCCAACUGCUGACCCAUAAUGACCCCGCAGAUAUCCUCCCAGUGGGAUCUUUCCAGCAAGCCCUGCGUACCAGUCUGCAGGACCCUCGUGCUGAUGAGUGGGUACCACAUUGGAUCCUUCGAUACUCAGCGGUCAUUAAGGAGAGAGGAAUCAUCAAGUCAAAGGGUUACAUGGUCCAUGCUGAGAAACCAGCAGCAAGACACCAAUGAAGUUGCCUUAAGGGCAGUUGGAUUUGACGCUGCCCCAGUCUGGUUCUGACUCACUCACAUUCGGAAAGCUUGGUGCACAGGAAGACACAAGCUAGAAUCAGCCCUGAGAAAGGACAUUUGUGAGAAAUGUCAUUCUCCCCUCUCUUUCUUUAAGACUUGGCCCUUAUGUUUUCUUUCUAUGACCAUUUACAGUUACCGAAACUGCAUCUCAAAUUGUUUAUCGCAAUGGACGCAUCCACCGAAAGCUGGUUGCUACAACUCCAAUCGAGUGUUAUGUUGUUAAUCAGACUCACUAGGUUGCCACGUUAUGGGAUAUUAAAGCAAUUCUUACAUUUC